Molecule: messenger RNA, 1860 nt
Organism: Kwoniella shivajii
Lineage: Eukaryota; Fungi; Basidiomycota; Tremellomycetes; Tremellales; Cryptococcaceae
Exons: 7
Coding region: 1-1860 (619 amino acids)
Biological process (GO): transmembrane transport
Cellular component (GO): membrane
Molecular function (GO): transmembrane transporter activity
Source: RefSeq, a predicted model, not a curated record
AUGUCUAGAUCCGACAUUACCGGCGUAGAAAAUUUCAGUCCAAACGACAAAACUCGUGAUGGAGAAGUCUCGACAUCUUCAACGAAGAAUGAGGAGACAGGUGAAGGAUCAUCGAAAUACUCAGCGAAUUCUCCAGUCAUACCGACUCUGCAUCAGCUUCCAAACCCUAUACUCAAUGAAUCAAAAUACGAUAAUGAACUUACUUCUACACCUUCACGUCAUAACCGAGAUCGAGAUGGGGAAGAUAUCAAUCUCGGUAGAACAUUAUCAACUGCUACUGUACCUAUAGAUGAUUCUGAUCUACCACCAUUAUCAGCACCACCUUUAUCAGAAUUACGACUAUUUUUAGUAGCUGCAACAGUUACAUUCUCAAUGAUCAUGUCAGCUGCAGGAUCCCAAACGUUGAAUAUCGCUUUACCACGAAUACAAAUAGAUUUAGGGAUAAACGAUUCGGAUUUACAAUGGGUAGCUUCAGCAUAUUCUUUGACGAAUGGAUGUUUCCUUUUAUUAAGUGGAAGAUUAGCCGAUAUCCACGGAAGGAAAUUAGUGUUUUUGUGUGGAGUUAUGUGGUAUGCUCUCUGGACAUUGAUAGGUGGAUUUAUGAAAAGUGGUGUUGGUCUGAUAGUAGCUAGAGCUUUAGCUGGUAUUGGUGCCGCUAUGAGUACACCGAGUGCUGUCGGUAUUAUUGCUGGUAAUUUUACUGGAAAAGCACGUUCAACAGCUUUUGCAUGCUUUUCUGCGGGAGCGCCAGUAGGAGGAGCUUUGGGCUUGAUUAUUGGAGGUUUAUUCGUGUCAUAUGUCUCAGACACAUGGAGAGGUGCAUUGUUCUGCUUAGCAGGAUUAGCUUUCGCACUUGCUACAGGGGCGAUCUUCGUCAUACCUUCAGAUAUUCCUCAUUCUGAAGAUAAAAGGGUGGACUGGCUAGGUGCAGCUUUAGUGACUAUCGGGUUGAUCUUAUUACAAUUUGUUAUCAGUGCAGGAGAGACAGCUCCUCACGGAUGGAAAACUGGAUAUAUUAUCGCCCUGCUCAUCAUUGGCGUUCUGAUGAUUGUCGGCUUCUUUUUCUGGGAAAGAUAUGUUAUCAAUCAAACUACCAAACCACCACUUAUGAGACUUCAACUAUGGACCAGAGCAAAAGGUAGACUUGCAUCUGUUUACUUUAUUGGUUUCGUUGCUUGGAUGGGAUUUGUCUCUCUGUUCUAUCACGCUACUUUGUAUUACCAACAAGUUCAAGAAACUGGUCCUAUCGGUGCAAUGCUUCGGUUCCUACCUACCUCCGUGUCAGGAGUGCUGUGUAAUGUUAUCGUGGCUUUCUUGAUCAGUAAAGUGCCAACUCAAUGGCUAGUAUGUGUGGGUUUGAUAGCCACGGGACUUGGAAACGUCUGCUUCGCCAUCUCUUGGGAAGAUACGAAUUACUGGAGAUUACCUUUCAAUGGAAUGUGGCUAUCUGUUAUGGGUGCUGAUUUCUUAAUGGCAACAGGUCUAAUCUUCGUAGCGGCCUUGUCUUUACCCGACGAACAUUCAGUUGCGGGAGCUUUAUUUCAAACAUUAAUACAAUUAGGUGGAUCUUUCGGUUUGGCAAUCACUACUGUUAUAUCAGAUGUUCAACGUCAAAAAGCCCUUGAUAACGGAUCGACGAGUAAAAGAGCUUUGUUAAUAGGAUAUCAUGCCGCUUUUUGGCUGGGUGCAGCCACAAGUUUCGCUGCAUUGUUCAUUGCAUUGAUUGCUUUGAGAGGUAUGGGUACUAUUGGGAGAGGUGUUAAAGGUAAUCAGAAUAAGGAAAAUAACAAGGAUGAACAAAAAGACACGGAUAUAGGUGUACCUGUACCAAAUCGUGUAUCAGGAGAAGAAAAAGUUUAA